GCAGUCUGCAGCAGAGGGUUGGAGGGUGUGAGCGAUCAGGUGGAGACAGAGGGACGACUUGCAAGCUGCUGCGCCUCUCUUCCGCGCCGCUGAGUUCCCCCCAGUAGUUUCCCACGGUGUUGCUGUGGCUGCUGUUCACGCGUCAGGAUGAGUUUGUAUGGGUCUCAGAGGGCCCUGGAUAGGACUGGCUCCAGAGGAGACCUAACUGGAGGGAUGACCCAGCAAUACGCGAGGAGCGAGGUGAUACGCGGAAGCGGUAAUGGAUACGAGCCCUACCUGGAAGGAUACAACUCCUACACCUUCUCAAAGUCCUCCAUGGGCGGUAUGGGAGGCGGAAUGAUGGGCGGCGGCGGCGGCGGCGGCGGAGCCGGUGGAAUGGUGAUGAGCAGCAGUGGCGGCGGCGGCGGAAUGAUGAUGGGCGGCGGCGGAGGUAGCGGGAUGAUGAUGGGAGGCGGCGGAGGUAGCGGGAUGAUGAUGGGAGGCGGCGGCGGCGGAGGUGGCGGAAUGCUUAUGAGCGGCGGCGGCGGAGGAGGUGGAGGAAUGAUGAUGAGCAGCGGCGGCGGCGGUGGUGGAAUGAUAUCAAGUCAAAUGAGUUCCUCCAACCUCGGUUCCAUCCACCAAAGAGCUAUGAUCCUGCAGGGCCAGUGCCAGGACUACCUGAAGAGAGCUGAUCACGCCCUCCAGGGCGGUAACUCGGGUGAAGCAGAGCGCUACAUGGUGAUGGCUAAAGAGACCAUUGAGCAGCUGAAGAGCUGCGCGAUGGACCUGAGACAAAUGGGCCAACCCAACGAGACCGUAAUCAGGACUGUGGAAUUCUGUAGAGACCAGCUGAAGGGAGUCCACAUGGCCAUCUCAGGCACUCUGACGAGGAGGAGGAGCACCAGAGGGAGCUCUGGAGGCUGGGAGGAGCCUCCGAGGAGCUUCCAGGACGCCAUGGGUUGGAUUGGACAACAAAAGCGUCUGAUUGAAACUGCUUCCUGGGGGGACGAUCCUGCAGCCAUCGAUCAGCAGUUGAUCAGCCACCAGAGGUUUCACAGCUCCAUCCAGAGGAGCUCCGAGAUGGACAGGGCCAGAGACGAGCUGAGGAAGAAAGGAGACAAAGGGAAUCUUCACGCUCUGGAACAGGAAUGGGACAGUUUACAGAAACUGUCAUUUGGUCGGACCCAGCAGCUGCAGGACCUGCAGAAGAUCAUCCAGGAAAUGUCCAGAGAGAUCAUGUGGGUGAACGACACAGAGGAAGAGGAGCUGGUGUUCGACUGGGGAGACAAAAACAUUGACCAGUACAUCCCAAAGAAACAGGAGAGCUACUCGAAACUGAUGAGCAACCUGGAGGAGAAAGAGAAGGACCUGAACAAACUGAAGGGCAAAGUGGACACCCUCCUGAAGAACAACCAUCCAGCUGCAGACAAGAUCGAGGCCUAUAAGGACACUCUGCAGACUCAGUGGAGUUGGCUCCUUCAAAUUACCAAAUGCAUCGACACUCAUCUGAAGGAGAACUCAGCUUACAGCCAGUUCUUCAAAGAGGCCAAUGAGACGUACAGCGCCCUGCAGAAGGAGCACGAGACGGUCCGUAAGAACUUCGUCUGUGACAAGAACACAUCUCUGGAGGACCUGCUGGGGCUCCUCCGUGGACUGGAGAGGGAGAAGGAGAAGAUCAUGGAAAACAAGAGGCAGGUUCAACAUCUGGUCAACAGGUCAAAGAACAUCGUGAGGCUGAAACCCAGAAACCCUGAAGAGAAGAGCAGCAGCCCGGUCAUGGUGAAGGCGCUGUGUGAUUUCAAACAAGACCAGAAAAUAAUCUGCAAGAACGAUGAGGCGAUCCUGAGGGACAACAGUCAGCGCAGUAAGUGGAACGUCACCGGCCCCGGAGGACUGGAAAUGGACAUUCCCUCCGUGUGCCUGAUCGUACCACCUCCAAAUCCAAUCAGCGUCAGUCUGGCCAACAAGAACGAGCAGUACUACGAAGCCAUCCUGUCGAUCUGGAACCAGCUCUACAUCAACGUCAAGAGUCUGGUCGCCUGGCAGUACUGUGUCCUAGAUAUCAAACACAUCAAUUCCCUUACCAUCUCCAUGCUGGCCAAGAUGCGUCCUGAGGAGUACCGCCAAAUCAUCAAGAAUCUGGAGACUCACUUUGAUGAGUUCAAAGUGAGUUGUGUGGGCUCCCAGAUGUUUGCAGACGAGGACAAGAGGACCAUCGAGAGCCAGUUCAGCGGAGCGCAGGACCACUAUGAGACGCUGGUGGUGCAGCUGCCUACAUACAUUGUACAGGGGGAGAUAGAAGUGCAACAGGCGGCCGAGCUGCAGCACCAACAGGGGCUAAUUUUACUACAACAGCAGCAACAAGCAGCUGCCGAAGCGGAGGCCAGGAGGUUGGAGGAGGAGGCCAGGAGGCUGGAGGAAGAAAGACGGAGAGCAGAGCUGAGAAGACAGGAAGAGAAGAGAGCAGAGGCGGCGAGGAGGGAGGCAGCAAAGAAAGAGGCGUGCAGGAGAGAUCAAGAAAUUAAGAAGGAAACAUUGAAACUGUCAAAGGCAGAGUCAGCAAGGAAGAAGGCGGCGGUGUCCUCAUCCCACAGCUUAACUGAGCUGCACGCGCUCAGACUGAGGCUGGAUGGCGCUGAGGAUACUCUGGGUCAGCACAUUCAUAUCUGCCUCGGAGAUGACGGGGUGCACGACUGUGGCCUCAAGAUCUCUCAGUUAGAGAUUGUGCAGGGAGAUGUGGACUCCAUGCGUGCAGAGUUCUUACGCCUAAGGGAUCGUAUCAUGAAGGAGCUAGAGGGCAUGUGUGAUUCAGAUAAAGCCCAGUUCCUCCGCAGUGAGGUUGGAAUCAUCAACCAAAGACUGGGGAGUCUGGAGAGCAGCUCAUCAGCUUAUCUGCAGCGGCUGCGGGCUCUUAGGGACAUGCUGGAGAGUGUGGCUCGAGCUGAAGACAUUGUGAAAGUUUAUGAGGCAAGACUGACAGAGAAAGAGACCACCUCCCUAACUCCUGGUGAAGUGGAGGAGUAUGUUUUGGCUCUGAAGAAAAUGAAAUUAGACCUGGAUCAGAAGAAAGAUGUUCUAGCCUCCAUGGAGUCAGAGCUGGCCAAGGCUAGCCACUGGAAUGGCCAGGUGAGCGCACCCUACCACAGGUGUGACAUGAUGCUCUCCAAAUACACGGAGCAGGUGAACCUGCUGUCCGACCGCUGGAGACGAAUCCUGGGACAGAUUGACACCAGAGUCCAAGAUUUGCAGACGUAUCAGCCCCAGCUGCAGAACUACAAGCAAACCAGCACCUCCCUGAGUGACUGGAUCGAUGCCACGAGAAGGAAACAAGAUAUCCUACAGUCAACGAAGAUAGAAAGCAUUCAGGCCCUGCAGGACCAAAUAAACAACACAAAGGCCCUGAACGGAGAAAUCAAAACAAAGAGGGGGACAGUGGACAGUGUGCUGAAGGACAAUGACGCCUGUGUGAUUUCUAUUAAGGACUAUGAAACAGACCUGAACUCCUACACCUCUGGUUUGGAGACUCUGCUCAACAUCCCGAUCAAGAGGACAAUGCUGAAGUCUCCAUCCAUGGAUCUGAAUCUGGAGGCUACACAACUCCAAACUCGUUACAUGGAGCUGCUGACUCAGUCUGGUGACUACUACAAAUUCCUGGGAGAGCUGCUCAAAAACAUGGAGGAGCUCAAGAUUCGUAACACCAGGAUCGACCUGUUGGAAGAAGAGCUUCGCCAGUUGAGAGACGACAUCCAAGAUCGAAACGCCAAGAACAAAUCUUUGGAAGACUCUGUUUCUCGCAUUCAGCUGGAGCUGUCCAAUUCUAAAGACCAGCUGCUGUCGAUGGAGGUGGUGAAGCAAAGCACAGCGCUUCAGGUCAAUGCCACCAAGGAGAGCCUGGACAGUACCCAGGGCAGGCUGGCAGACCUCAAUGAACAGGUGGCACGUCUCACAUACCUGCUGGAGGAAGAAAAGAGGAAGAAGAGGCUGGCAGAGGAGCGCUACACCCAGCAGCAAGAGGAGUACGAAUCUGUACUGAGGAGGAGGCAGAAAGAGCUGGAGACGGUUAGCUGGUCCAAGGUGGAGUUAGAGAAGAGUGUUGCAAGUAAGGAGCAGGAGAUUGAUCAGCUGCGGCGGCAGCUGGCUGAUGAGGCAGCGAGGGUGAAGGAGCUGCAGAAGGAGAUUUCAAAGGUAAGGAGCCAAUGCAGUUCGGAGAUCAAUAACUUAAAACUCAGCUUCGACUCCCAAAUCCAAGUUAGCCGCACAGACGUGCAGAGGCUGUCAUCCAGGAGGGAGGAGGACUCGGCUGAGCUCCGGCUACAGUACGACCGGGUUGUUGCAGAGAGAAUGGAUCUGGAGGAUGAGCUCAUGAGGCUCAGGUUGUCCAUGGUCCAGGUUGAAGAACAAAGGAAGAGGGCAGAGGAAGAAGCCGCAAGUCAGCGUACUGUCAUUACCGAGGAAGGACGCAGGAGGAGAGAGCUGGAGAGUAAGGUGGAGGGGCUGAUCAGGCAGAGAGGCGAGGACAGCGGCCAGUUUGAGAGUGAGCUGGCUGAUGUAAUGAAACGCCUGGAAGAUAAGAGUGAGGAGUUAGUUUAUGUCACACACAGUCUAGAGGAAGAGACCCGCAGGAGGAAGACUAUUGAGGAGGGGCAGGGUGUUCUUGAACAGUCCUUGUCCCAGAUGCAGUCAAAGCUAAGCAGUGCGUCAAUGACGAUGACCCAGCUUCGGGAGUGCAAGGACGAGCUUGAGAAGUUGCGUUUGGAGUUAGAGAGGGAGAGCAGAGAGAAGAGUAGAGUAGAACAGAACAUGAGCAGGUUACAGGGGCGCAUGAAGGAGCUUCAGGCUGUGAGGGAUGGGCUUGAGAGCCAAGUGGAGAACCUGAGGGAGGCUAACAAAGAGGAGUUGGCCAGAAGAAAGCAGCUAGAAACAGAGAUGGAGAAGGCCACCACAACAAUAACAGAGUACAACCGCACCAUUACCACACUACGUCAGACCCAGGAAAGCGCCGGCAUGUCAGAGAGGAAAGCCGAAGGAGAUCGUCUUAGGUUGCAGGGGGACCUGGAGGAGAGCUUGAGACAGAACAAGAUCUCUGCUGAGCGCAUGACACAGCUUAGUGCAGAGCUGAAGGCCCUGCAGCAACAACUCCUCCAGGAGCAGGCCAGAGUCAAAGAGGCAAACCUCAAGAAUGAGAGUCUUUACAAAACGAUAGAGGAGAGGAACAAGGUGCUGAAUGAGAGCUCUGUUGAGCUCCAACGUCUGAAGGAGAUGACGGAGAGCCAGACCAAAGAGAGGCUGAGGCUGGAGGAGGAGCUAAGGACAGCUCGACAUGAAAAAGAAGAACUCUCAAGAUCCAAGCAGGGACACGCCGAAGAGCUCUCCUCCCAGAUUACUUCCCUUCAGCUGCAGCUUCAGACCAGUGAGCGCAGCAACGUAGAUUACCGCAACCUUGUCUCAGAGCUCUCCUCGGAGAGGGAGAAAAUCAAGCUGGAGGCUGAGAAAAUACAAAAGCAGGCCAACGAGAUAACAGCCACGAUGCAAUCAAUUCAAUCCAAGUACAAUGAUAUUGUGUCUGAGAGGGAUGAUCUGUUGCGGAGACUGCAAAUGUCUGAAACGGACAAAGACCGCCUCAAAAGGCUGGAGGAUGAACUUAAUCGUCUUAAACUCACCCUCGAGUCUGAGCUUCGCAAUAAGCAACGCCUGCAGGAGGAGAGUGACAGGUUGAAGAAGGAUGUAACUCACUGGAAAGACCAGUAUGAAAGCAAGCAGGACCUGAUCAAGCAGUAUGAUGCAGAUAAGGACCGUCUGGAGAGGGACAAGAAUUCACUGAAAAGUGAAAUAGAUAGGCUGAUGAGAGAGCUCAGGGAACUUGAGGAUACAUACAAAAGUAAGUUGUCAGCCAUCCAGAAAGAACUGAGAGACAUGACAGCUCUCAGACAAAACAUGGAAGCUGAGCUGAGGAAAGCAAAAGAAACCCCAGCCUUAGAUGCCUCAAGUGUGAUUUUUGAUGGAGUCCGCAAAAAGGUCACAGCAGACCAGCUGCUCGACUGUGGUGUUUUGGACAAACCAACAUUUAGCCAGCUUGCAAAGGGACAUAAGACCGUCCCUGAGGUGUCUGCUGACAAAAAGAUAAACCUGAAGGGCACAGGCCCAAUAGCUGGGGUGGUGGUUGAAGGCCAGAAAGGUUCAGGGUCUGCAAAUGGACUCCUGUUCAAGAUGACUUUCGCAGAAGCCAAGAAAGAUAAUCUUCUGCCACCAGAUAGUGUUGACCUGCUUCUGGAUGCUCAGGCUGCCACGGGUCACAUCAUCGAUCCUAGGACCAAUCAGAAGUACACAGUCGCAGAGGCGUGUGAUCAAGGCGUGGUCGAUGAAAAGGACAGAGGGAGAUUGUUAGCAGCAGAAGCAGCAGCUGUAGGAUUCAGUGGUCCUACCACAAGCAAACCCCUCUCAGCAUACGAGGCCAUGAAGACAGGACUCAUUGACAAAAACACAACUCUGCGCCUGCUACAGGCUCAGGAGUCCACGGGGGGCAUCUUAGAUCCAGCACUCAGUGUGUUCCUUCCCAAAGACAUAGCCAUUGAGCGUAACCUGAUCGAUGACAACAUUUACCGGGCUCUGAACCAAAGACCUGAGCUCUACCUGGACCCAGAAAGUGAAGAGGGUGUGACUUAUAUGUCGAUGAAGAGGAGAUGUAAGGUAGAGCUGAACACUGGCCUUCUGCUUCUUCCUGUCCCUGAGAAGAUGGAUACCUCCAAACUUGUCUUUGAAGGUGUUCGUAAACCUGUCACAGCUAAGCAGCUGGUUGAUUGUGGUGUGCUCGACAAGCCAACAUUAAAAGAUCUAGAAAAGGGGAAGAAAUCUGUCCCAGAUGUGUCUUUGGAUAAGAAGGUGUACCUAAAGGGGACUGGAUCAAUUGCUGGUGUGGCAGCUGGACCAGCAGGGAAAAUGUCUUUUACAGAGGCCAAGAAACAGAAGCUUAUGCCUGCUGAUAUUGCAGAUUUGCUUCUAGAUGCCCAGGCAGCCACAGGUCACAUCAUUGACCCAACAACCAAUGAAAAGCUUACAGUAGAUGAAGCAUGUGCCAGAGGGGUGGUGGACAGAACAGAUCUAGAUAGACUCUUAGCAGCAGAGGCUGCAGCUGUGGGCUACAGGCAUCCUGGCUCAGCCAAGCCUCUGUCAGUGUUUGAAGCGAUGAAGAAGGGAUUAGUUGAUCAGAAGACCGGGCUGCGUCUGCUGCAGGCCCAGGAGUCUGCUGGUGGCAUUCUAGAUCCAAACCUCAGUGUGUUCCUCCCUAAAGAAACAGCCAUAGGGCGCAACAUCUUGGAUGAUGACCUCUCCCGUGCUCUAAACAAAAAGCCGGAAUGUUACCUGGACCCAGACACCCAAGAUGCAACUUCCUAUGUAUCUCUAAAGAAAAAAUGCAAAGUAGAUCCAAGAACAGGGCUUUUGCUUCUUCCUGAACCUAAAAAGCCAGUCACUGUCCAGGGGCUUCGGGACCAGGUGUCCGUCAUGGAUCUAGUAGAUGCAAAUCUACUGAAACGUUCUGAUAUGGAUCAACUGAGAACGGGAAGAUUGACCAGCCAGGACAUUGAGAAGCGCCUGAGCCCCUACCUAAGAGGUUCUACCUGUAUCGCAGGAAUUUACGAGGAGGUGGAAGAGAAGGUGUUGCCCAUCUAUGAGGCCAUGAAAGAAGGGCUGUUGCGACCUGGAACCACUCUGGAACUGCUUGAAGCUCAAGCUGCCUCAGGCUUUAUUGUGGAUCCAGUGAACAACCAUUACCUGAGCGUUGAUGAUGCCUACAGUAAAAGGCUGUUUGGACCAGAGUAUAAGGACAACCUGCUGUCUGCAGAGAGGGCUGUGACUGGUUACAAACUGCCUGGCACAGAUAAGACUAUCUCCCUCUUCCAGGCCAUAGAGAGAGGCCUAGUGGAGAAAGGUCAUGGUAUUCGUCUGCUAGAGGCACAGAUUGCCAGUGGUGGUAUAAUUGACCCUGAACACAGUCAUCGUAUUGACGUGGACGUAGCCUACAAGAAGGGUUACUUUGAUGAGAAAAUGAACAGGAUCCUCAGUAAUCCCACAGCUGAAACCAAGGGCUUCUUUGACCCUAACACAGAGGAUAACCUUACCUAUAUGGAGCUUAAGAAACGCUGUAUCACAGACAAAAAAACUGGCCUCAUCCUUCUGCCCGUCACGGACAAGUCCAAACUAGAGUCGACCCUGAAGAACACACUGAGAAGAAGGAGAGUGAUCAUUGUUGACCCAGAGACAAACAGAGAGAUGACAGUACGUGAAGCAUAUGACAAAGGGCUGAUUGACUACGACACAUUCAUUGAGCUGUCUGAGCAGGAGUGUGAGUGGGAGGAGAUCACUAUUACUGCCCCGGAUGGAUCCAUAAGCUUCAAGAUUGUUGACAAGAAGACAGGAAGAGAGUAUGACAUCACUGAGAUGCUUGAAAAUGGCUUAAUCAGUCAGUCAGAUCUAGAUAAGUACAAAUCGCGAGCCAUCACCAUUACUCAGUUUGCAGAUAUCUUAACAAACCAGACCAAGCAGGGAUCAUCAUCAACUUCAAGAUCAUCAGCAGCCACAGGUAAAUCUUCAGUGACAUCUACGUCAUCAUCUUCCUCUAGAACUUCAGCUUCUCCAGCUUCAUCUUCGGUGACAUUUUCAUCGUCUUCUUCUUCUAGAACUUCGGCUGCCCCAAGUGCGUCGUCUUUGACAUCAACAUCAACAUCAUCAACUUUGAAAGCUUCAGGAACCUCAGGUCCAUCGUCUAUGACAUCAUCAUCAGUCCGGUCCAGACCCUUGUCACCAACCCUCGCCAAGAUGACCACAACAAAAACUACGACUUACACAGAGCGAAGCUCUACCACGGAGCGAAACUCUUUCUCAGAACGAAGCUCAACAGGAAGCAGUCUUUCCUCCGAUCCUGUUAGAAAUAUAUCCAGUGUAUCUAUCUCUCUGGGCUCCCCUAUUGUAACAAUAGGUGAACAGGAACCUGUAGGUGCAAUUUUUGACACAGAGACUUUAGAGAAGAUUUCCAUCACAGAGGCUUUAGAUCGUGGUCUCGUUGAUACCAUCACUGCCCAAAGACUGCUGGAGGCCCAGGCAUGCACUGGAGGUAUCGUCAACCCCGCCAAUGGCCGCAGGCUCGGCAUCCAAGAGGCUUCACGUCUGGGCAUAAUAGACGAGGACAUGGCCCCCAAGCUCAAGCCUGCCCAGAAAGCUUUCAUGGGCUUUGAGGAUUUAAAAACCAAGAGGAAGAUGUCUGCUGCUGAGGCCAUGAAGGAGAAGUGGCUGCCAUAUGAGGCAGGGCAAAGGUUCCUGGAGUUCCAGUUUAUAACAGGGGGGUUUCAGGACCCAGAAAAAGGCUGUAGAAGAACUAUUCAAGAUGCUUUGAGCAUGGGCUGGCUGGAGGAGAGAUCUGCCCAAAAACUCCAAGACCCCAAAAGUCACACAAAGAACCUGACAUGCCCCAAGACCAAACUUAAAAUCUCAUACAAGGAUGCUCUGGAUAACUGCCUGUCCGAGGAAAGCACUGGAGUUAGAAUGCUUCCCGCAUCAUCAAUGUCCUCCAGUGGGAUCAGCAGUCCUUACAACAUGUCCUCUGCACCUGGAUCCACGACUGGUUCGAGGAGUGGCUCUCGAAGAGGCUCCCGCAGGGGCAGUCUGGACUUGGGCUCCCCUGUAACAUCAAGUAGUCGCUACACCUUCACCUCUAUCAGCUCCUCUACCAAAUGAGUAUUAUCAUUUGUCAGAUAACAACAUUGAAAAAUGUGUGUUGUAUACUAACAACAGUUCAAGUAUGAUUCCCUUCAAAGAUAAUCAUUUAAACCUUUUUGCAUAGUUUUAGAUUGAAGCUUUGGUGUUGCUACGCUUUUCAAAAUGUUAUGCUGCAACGAUCACAAUUAACACUGCCAAGACUGUUUUUGUAGAAUUGGACCAAAGUAUCAACGGUGUCUUUGUUAAGGUAUUUGGAUAAAAAAUUAAGUUGUUCUUUUUAAAAACCUUAGUGCCUCUAAAAGGCAUAAAAUGCCACAUUAUUGCAUGCACUAGUAACAUAUGUCCUACCUUCUUUGAAUGUUAUUUCUGUUUAAGCUUUGCUUUGGUAUUAAAACUGUUUCAUUUAACAUCUUAUAUGCCUGCUUUGUCAGUGAGGGGAAUGCAAAGUGGGGUUACAAAUAUUGUUAUAAUUUUUUUACUGAAUCUGUCAUAAUCAAUGGUUUCUUGCUGAUAAAUGCUUCAGGUUUUGUAACAGUUUCCCAAUAUAUCCAAAUAAAAGAGUCUUUUACUCA
Notolabrus celidotus (New Zealand spotty) is the source of this 10262-nucleotide messenger RNA. It is a transcript of the gene dspb, whose product is annotated as desmoplakin. The coding region runs from base 148 to 9708 and encodes 3186 amino acids. The record is from RefSeq and is a predicted model, not a curated record. Gene Ontology annotation, biological process: cell-cell adhesion; intermediate filament cytoskeleton organization; wound healing. Gene Ontology annotation, cellular component: cytoskeleton; intermediate filament; intercalated disc. Gene Ontology annotation, molecular function: structural molecule activity. NCBI's taxonomy places the organism in Eukaryota, Metazoa, Chordata, Actinopteri, Labriformes, Labridae. The transcript is spliced from 24 exons.